UGCCAGAUGCCUAAAAUCGGCAGAAAUUUAUUUCUCAAGUGAAAAACCCCAUAUUUGAAGACCUAGUCAAGGAAUGUGUUCAGUCCAAACCUGAAGAGCGACCUGAGGUUCAGAGAAUAAUUACUCAGCUGGAGAAUUUUCAUGGAAAGCAAACGAAAGAAUGCAGAAUUGAUUUUUCCCAAGGAUCAGCCGACUGGAACAUCCCAUGCGACCAAAUUCAGCUAAGGAAAGAUAAAAUCUUACCUAGUGGAGACUAUGGAAUUAUUUAUGAAUGGAAAUAUUGUGGCGGUGCAAUUGCCGUGAAAAAGAUCGAUGAUCACAUCGUCUCCUCCCACAACCGCAACCUGUUUGAAGAAACCAUAAAUAUUGCUUCAAGAUGUCGCCACCCUUGUUUAGUGCAGUUCAUAGGAGCGGUUAACAUUGGAGAUGUAAGGCCUCUGCUGGUAACAGAGCUCAUGGAAUCGAGUUUGCGAACAUUGCUAGACGAGCAGUCUCUCACAGUAACAGAAAUCUCUCGUAUUUCUCAGGAUGUUACAGGGGCGAUAAGCUACCUUCAUCAGAAGAAACCGUCUCCCAUCAUUCAUCGCAACAUCACCAGUGAUAACGUUCUACUUUGGGGACAAGAAAACAAGUGGAGAGCAAAGCUGACCAUUUCAAUUGCCACCAGUUUCCACCAGAAAACCAUGACAACUGCCCCGUGGGAUAUGCGUUACAGCGCCCCAGAAAUGCGUUCUAACGCACAAACCCUAAAGGUUGAUAUCUACAGUUUUGGUGUUCUCCUAUGUGAAAUGUACACGCGAGAACGGCCAGAUCCUGAAAGGCGCGAAGAACAAUUUGCUAAGGUGACCAGACGAAAUAUUCACGAUAUGAUACAAAAAUGUACGCAAAAGGAUCCUGAGAAGAGACCAGGGAUAGACGAAAUCGCAGAAGACUUGGGGUAAAGUAAAUUGACGUUUGUCUCAGUAGAGAUACCGUAUUUCCUCGAAUAAACGUACACGCUCAAAUUAGCGCCUACCCGCGAAAACGCGCCCAUCCCCUUGAACAUAACGUCAAGCAAGCCCCCUUUCGAAUAAGUGCUCUCUCCUCACUCACUUUCUCAAAUUGUAGGGAUACAAGGAAAACAUGUUUAUAUUGCGCGAAUAACGGCCAAAACAUGUUAAUCAAGCUAAACAAAUGUUAUUUUCGGUAUAAAAAAAUAACAUUUUUAUUAUCUGUCAGUGGUUAAUUGACCGUGUAGUUAAUACUUCUGCCUAUGCAAAUGUUAUUAAUACACUACAGGUGUAUCUAGUUUUACGGUUUGCUCGUAUUCGUUGAAAGGACUGACCUUUUAAAAAAGUUAUGCGGCUUUUAGAGUUCUCUAUUCUGAUGUUAUCUCUGAAACGGUUUUUUUCACUUGGCAAAAAACCUGCGAGGUCAUGACAUAAAGUUCUCUCCAUCCAGCCACUUCACACCUAAAACUUAUGUUAUGGUCCGUCUUUGAAAACUGUAAACUUUCGGAAGUAUGUAACAUUGAAGUUUGAAAGCUUUUAGUUACUAUUUGGCGUCAGGGUAGUUGUAAGUCGGUCAUAAAAUUCAGGUAUAUGCUCACAGUAUUCAAAUAAGCUAGAUGACGCACUCCUAAGGUUUACUACAUAACAGGGAAUUCAAGAAGAUACCACAGAAAGAGUUAUUGUCGACACUUUCUCAACCUUUUUGAAAUAUGUGCCUCAUUCCCUAAUUAAGGUACAGGAGGAUCACUGUUGAGUGAUGAAAGGCUGUAGCAUGUUCUUACUAGUCGUAAAAAACCAUUUAUUGUAAUACAUUAGAUAUAAUCUUAGCAAGGUGAUGCUAACAACUAUUAGUUUAUAUUAAAACAGUG
Molecule: messenger RNA, 1858 nt
Organism: Stylophora pistillata
Lineage: Eukaryota; Metazoa; Cnidaria; Anthozoa; Scleractinia; Pocilloporidae
Biological process (GO): protein phosphorylation; necroptotic signaling pathway
Molecular function (GO): ATP binding; protein kinase activity
Source: RefSeq, a predicted model, not a curated record